Penicillium maclennaniae is the source of this 1260-nucleotide messenger RNA. RefSeq names its product CRAL/TRIO domain protein (gene sfh5). The record is from RefSeq and is a predicted model, not a curated record. Gene Ontology annotation, molecular function: phosphatidylinositol transfer activity. Lineage: Eukaryota; Fungi; Ascomycota; Eurotiomycetes; Eurotiales; Aspergillaceae. The coding region runs from base 1 to 1260 and encodes 419 amino acids. Gene Ontology annotation, cellular component: plasma membrane; cytosol; cortical endoplasmic reticulum. Gene Ontology annotation, biological process: Golgi to plasma membrane protein transport; regulation of exocytosis. The transcript has 2 exons.
AUGUCAGACCCCAAACCUGUUGAGAUUCCCGUUGCUGAGCCUAAGGGCGAAGCUGUGGAAGCUACUGCGCCGGAGACCCACGCCCCUGCAAUCGAAAACACCGACAAGGAUGUUGCGCCCAAGACAGAUGAACCUACCAAGGACGAAACACCCAAGGUCGAGGAGAACGCUCAGAAAGCUAAUUCGGCUAUUGCUGCUCCUGCUGCGGCCCCGGAAUCCGAAGCCAAGCCUGAGAAGCAGAAGCCUGCAUACCUGACCAGUAUCCCGUCCCUUGAACAAUUCUUUGACCACCUUCCCGAGAUUCUCAGCAAGACUGGCUACGGAGAAAUGUGGGGCGUAUCCUUGAAGAACAGCGAGGAUGUUCCGACCGUCAAUGUGCUGAUCAAGUUCUUGCGCGCCAACGAGGGUAACCUCCAGGCAGCGGAGGAACAGCUUCGCAAAGCUCUUGAAUGGAGAAAGGAGACCAAGCCCCUCGAGUUGAUUGAGUCUGGUCGCUACAGUGCGAGCAAAUUCGGUGGCCUGGGCUACCUUACGACCUAUGAGGACAAUGGCCGUCCUUUGGUGUUCACCUGGAACAUCUACGGUGCCGUGAAGGAUAUGACUGGCACUUUUGCGGAUGUUGAUGAAUUCCUCAAAUGGCGUGCUGCCCUGAUGGAGAUGGCCGUGCAGGAUCUCAACAUGAAAAAUGCGACCUCCGUUAUUGACUAUGAUGGCGAGAAGGAUCCCUACCAGAUGAUCCAGGUCCACGACUACCUCAAUGUGAAGUUCUUCCGCAUGGACCCUGCCGUUCGUACUGCCACCAAGAAAGUCAUCGAAAUUUUCUCUACCGCCUACCCUGAGCUGUUGCGCGAGAAAUACUUUGUCAAUGUCCCUGCUAUCAUGGGCUGGAUGUUCUCUGCUAUGAAGCUCAUUCUGAGCCGUAACACCACUCGGAAGUUCCACCCCAUCAGCAAUGGUGUUAAUUUGGCUCGUGAGUUCCCUGCUGGGUGGUCGGAAAAACUUCCCAAGUCCUACGGUGGAAAGGGAGCAGAUCUCAAGGACGAGGGCCGGACAGUCCCGCUGGUCGAAGACAAGGAGGAGCCCAAGCCAGCUGCCGUGACCACGGAGAGCACCGUUCCAGAGGUCCCUGCCCAGACCGAGGAGCCACCCAAGUCCGAGGGACCGGCCAAGAUUCCCAAGGAUGAGCCCACUCCGGCGGCUAUCAAGGAGGAUCCUGUCACGGAGGAGCAGCCCAAGGAGGAAGUGAAGGAGUCAAAGUAA